AUGAUUUUCCCGGUUCUUGUUGUCAGCUCCUCGUUUCUACCCCAAGUGGUAUGUUAUAUACCACAGCGGAAUCCUCUAUCUUCGGCAUCUGCUAGUAGUUUGGUCGGUCAUCGGAGAUGUGCCAUGCUUGCAUCUUCCCGCAAAAUUUAGUGAUCGCCUCAGCCUUUAACGUUCCCUUCUCCGCUGGAUUAUGGACGGAUUUUUAUUGAUCGUGUCUCACCACUUUGACGCGGACAGCCUCAUCCGAUUUAGGAAUUCUGCAUUGAUGACCUCCGUGUCGAACCCCUUAUUCAGUACCAUAUACAAGCCAAUUCAGUCCGUCCCGCAUAUUUGCCCUUACAUGAGCGACAGUUGUUUCUCAAUAAAAGCUGAUCAAAUCACAUUCAUUUUUUCUCUCUCAAAAGAAGGAGAUUUUUCAUUACUCGCAGUCCGUUUUUGAUAUCUGACUGCUUAUCUUACGUGCAUGAGCACAAAAUCUGUUUACUUGUCCUUAAAUUCACUUGGAAGUUUAUUUUUACUUGCUAUGAAUGUACCCCAAGGGUACUCAAUAAAAUGAUUUAUUUAUUUUGUUUAUUUAUUUGUGUGUUGUUUCAAGUUGCAUAACUUUCUCCUUUUGGAAAUACAGUUAAGAAUUUGUCGUAUGUUUGUUAUUCCCAUCCGCAAAUAUUGAUGUCCUUCCUUUUGGUCUGCUGAACGCCCGUAACCGUAGUAAGUUUGAAAGUUUUCCGAGAGGCUAUAGUCGAUAUCUCUCUUUGGAGCUGGAAUCAGCAUUUCUUAUCCCCAGAGACGCCAAUUGACGAACAUCAAAGUUUUAUGGGUCGCAAAACACCCAGCCGGCCUUUUUUAUAUUAAUUCCAGUCUUACUCUCCCACUUGUUGGCAUUCUCACUUCGGUAGAUUGACGUUCUUUCAGUAGUAAUUCCUUCACGUCCAUCAUACCGCCUCUCUGUUCUCCUGCUAAACGUUCGCCUUUCUUUGCCUCCUUUGGAAUAAUCACUCACUCGAAAUCAGGUUAUCGUUUAGAUCCUAGGCAUUCAUAUGAGAAUGACCUAAACACCUCACCUCCGAAGUCAUUAGUGUUCGUGUAAUUUCCGAACACUCAACUUCUUGACUGUGACUGAGGGACUCCUAUAAUUUAAGGGCAGCUAUUGCAUACUAGGUAGUUACUCUGGAAACACUCGUUUAAAAUUUGACUACUCUGCGUUUUAAGCUGAUUUCCAAGUCCGUCGGUAUCAUCUCCGGCAACAAUGACCUCCGUGGCUUUUAAUGUCCCCUCUUCUUUUAGGCCCUCACUGAAAUAUUGAAAUCACAGGGGUCCCUCUAUCUCGCCACUUUGACGGUUGUUUCUGCUGCCAGCCAAGAAAUCUUAUGAAUGCAUCUGCAGCGAGUCAGUGGUGCAAGCAGCCCCUUCUGGCCUACGAAUUCUCGUCUGAUUAGGAAGGUCCACAAUCCUCAUGAUUUCUCAUUUAGGGAGUGAUCCUGUCCCACGUGCACAUUUUUCUUUCACGGGCGACAGUUUUUUCUUCAUAAAACUUACGAAUCACACUUUAUAUCUAUUUUGUGAAAAUACCCAAAGAGUUUCUUCGUCGUUUGCCCAUCUUCCUCUCUUAGUGUCACUUCAUAAGGUUUGACGGCCCCAAUAAACGGCCGUCCAAUACAUCGGUCGUCAUUAUUAUAAACGCAAACCGGCAACUGUACAUGUCUUCUCAUCCGCUCCGCGUAUUAUUCGUAAAGGAUUUUUAAGGGCCGUAAUGACAGUGUUUGCCUCGAGUCGGGGCUUCCCCAUCAGUUGUCACCUUCACAGCAGGGAGAAAGAGCCAACCGGAGGUCACACGACAAACGCGAGACAUCGACCCACAGGCGUGCCCAAACAUCCGAGCCUGAUCCGCACAUUUAACGGCAGCUGAUCAGCCCACCCGAUUAUGAGGGGAGGGCCCACGGGCACACAGAUUUUGCAGCGACUAAGACAGCCGGUCAAGUGACAGAGGUCACAGGAGCGCGCCAUCGGCCGCCCACGUAGAGACCCAAGCCAAUCCCCAGCCCGAAGGCAGGUCAGAGUUCGCGUGCCAGGCUUGCCUAUAACACAAGAUAGGCGGCGAGACAGGACAACUCUGAACCAGCAGGAACAGACACCCCAUCACUCUGUUGAUGGAAACGACGAAGUUUCCGAAACGUCAGCACCAGUACAGUGUGGUCCAUGCAAUCGCCACCUUUUCUUCUUCGCCUUCUUUUGGGGAUGAUGAGCGGGAUAAUUUAUCAGGACUUCGAAUCUUGCCUCAUACAUAUAUAAGUCUGGGAAACGAAGCUCCCGUGAGAUAAGCGAAGGGAGUCCUCUGGUCUUGCGGAUGCAGAUAUGUUUCUCGGGUUUUCUGUUUCAUUAUCUGCCUAAUCUUCGACUUCACUUUACUAUAGAAACUAUUUCAUGACAGACGAAUCGGUCAAGGCAGAAUCAUUAAAUUCCAUCUUUGCAAACCAUUUUACACUUAAAACCGUUCCCCUUCUGCCAAUUUUUCUGUCGUCCAAUGCGUUCCUUAUUAGUAUUUAAAUCUGACAGUCGUUUUGAUGUUCAUAAUUAUCGGGGUGCUCAUGGAACGCGUUGUCUAUCUAAACUAUGGCAAAAAAGAAUUGUGAACAGCAUUACUAAUUUUGCAUAACUCACUGGGGUGUGUCUUCCCAACAUGGCUUUCUGUCCGAUCGAUCUUUUAAAGCCUGUCAUAUGUAUUUUCUGAAACAAUUCACUUCUCUUCCUAAUUAUCACCUACCUGUGAUUAUAAGCUAUUCUGAUCUUAAUAAAGCCCUUGACAAAGUAUAACACAAACGACUCGUAGACUGUGAGCUCCAAGACUCUACAGCCCCCUUGCUGACUUUAUUAAUUCACACCCAUCUAAUCGAAAACAAGAUAUUUUAGUGGAUUCCACAUCUUCCAAUGAGAGCCCUACCGUAAGCGGUGUCCUCCGAGGCACUGUGUUAGGUCUUUUUUCACUUUGCUUUCCAUAAAUGGUAUUUCACUAGCAGUUAAACACUCUAAACCUCUUACUUAUGCUGAUGAGAUCUAACUUGUGUGUUGUUCUCCUGAAUCUACGCCCCAAAACUGCUCAGAACAAAUGCAUACUGUCUUACUUGCUUUGUGUACGUGGAAAUCAACAUGGCUAGCCUAAUUCUCUUCUUCUAAAUGUCGGUACGUUUGUUUUGGACCUGAAAUGUUGCCAUCACCGGUGAUUUUUCAAGAUUGUCCUAUGAAUGAAUACUACGCCAUCAAGAACUUGGAUUUGUGCACAAAAAUAGCUUAUAUCUUUCUUCGCCUGUCGAUAGAAUUGCGAUAAAAGCUGCCCAGACUUAUAGCUUUAUUUCUUAUAUUUUUCACCGUCCUGAAAUUAAAUUAAGACUUCGUCGAAUGUCCGUCCUUUCCAGGCUUAAAUACUAUUAUCUAUUCUUUGGCUUAAUGAGGGGGUCCAGCCGUUCUAAACUCGAAGAUGCCCAAAAACAUUGGCUUGAAAACAAUCUCAUCUGAAACAGUUAGUUCAGCAUUGACAAGGGAGACUAGAAUGGCCAUUUCUGACUUAUUAGCCGUCGUCAUUCAGUCAUACCCAACCUCGAGGUACGGGUCACCUGAGCCUGAUACUGCGACUUGUUGGUUAGAAGUCCAACUUCUCUAACCAAUGAGCCACGGACUCGUCCUGUCGGCUCAGUUCAACUAUACUAAGGAAAAAGUAGAGGAACGCCUUUAAACUCCAUCAUGGUUGCAAUAACGUCAAAUAUCCAUCAUAUAAAGAAAUUUGAAAAAAAGACUGGCUAAAGAAUUUCUUGUAAGAAGCAUGCCUGGUGAAUGCUAAUAUGCCUUAAAACUGCGAAAUGGCCAAACUCGUUACUGAAAUGCGUCAAGUAACAUGGAAAGGAACAUUCGAACAUCACACGUUCAUCCGCCGAGGAAUCUAACAUAAUAAUGAUAAAAUGUUAUUACUGAAACACGAGUAGUAGUAUGUUUGGUAAUACCUAAAUUUCGCGAUGGAUAAUACAAGGGGAGGAAUGUGUUAAUUGCGAUGGCGUGGUGGUACCUAUCCCCUUGCCGGUUAAGCUUUCAUUUAAAAGUGUCCACGGAUGGGGACACAACGACGUCGAUAAACAAGGUAUUCCAUGCCACAAUCACUCUGUCGGGAAGAAUACCCUCAUUGCGGCCAGUCGUCUCCCAGUCACAGGUAGUUUGAGGGAAUGUCCUUGUAAGCUGGUGACGGUGGCCAGCUCAAAGAAGUCGCCGGAUGCGAUGUGACACAGUCCUGACCUCGCGUCACACAAAACGCUCCUACCAAGCCGUCGAAUAGCUGCCUGAAGUCCAAAAAAGAAGUCAAAAUUUGAGUUGUGAAAAUUCCCAUUGAAGAAUUCAAAAGACAAUUUAAUUAGUAUACGUUAGCUUUCGAUAAAUUCUCUCCAGGUCUGUACAUUUAUAUUGCUAUCGAAAUGAUUAAUAAUAAAAUGCGGGCAAGCAGAAGUUAUUCUGUAGCUAAGGUUUUUGGGGGAGGAGUAGGUGAAUUAAAAAGCAAUAUUGCCAUCAGUGUCAGGGGGAGAGGAAUGGUGGGCGCUGGGACGGAUAAUUAUAUGCGGGUGGUUGGCAUGGUGGCUUUGGCUCAUGGUAACUGUGGGGCCUGUAUGAAGUUCUUCUGUGCGCACAGGACCGGAUUCCACGAACUCCCGCUGCGCCAUCGUUUCGGCAUUUUUGGUUGUUUCCCCCAGAGCUCACAAUAUAUUCAAAAAUCCCCAAUAUGCAAAUUGUGCACAUUACAGUUAUUGGCCUAACGCGUGGUAGGUGGCGAAAUUUAUCAAUGAUUGUUAAUCACUCGCAAACCGACACCAAUGCGUGGAGCCAAUAUCUAGGUUUAUACAUAACAACUUUUAAAAAAUCAAAAACAUAAAAGAAAUAUUAUAGGUAGUGUUGCGUGGUUCAGAAAUGUCAAUUGUUCUUAAAAAAGCGCAAAAUCCCGAAAACGUCAAAAAUGGUUGUAAUUUAGUAAACUUCAUUUUUGAAUGAACGGAAUGUCUGUCCAUGCAAAAACCGAGUAAAUAUGAAAGUACAAAUAAAAUAACAUUUAAAAAUAGUGUCUUAGUGAGGUUUAUGCUUUAAUAUCCCUUAAGAAUUAUUGUGAUUGCAGGCAUGGUGGUUUGUCAACAGCCUACAUUCUGAGUAUAGAUUCUAAAACGGUUUUCCGAGAAUUCGUGGUAUUCUUUACGCUUUCGAAUAGACUGAGAAGCGUCUCAAUGAUGGAAAAAUUCUCACAUCAGUUCCUGCCACCAGAUUUUGAGAUAGGUCACGUGCUGCAUUAUCAUAGGUAUUGUGUGUGAAAAAACUUAUAUCGUCUUUACUACUAUGCAUGAUUGAAUACCUGAAUUGACCGUCCAGCUAGCUACCCCGACUACUUCUCUGAGGGAGUGGUCAGGGAGAACAUCACCUUUUGUGAAUGUCUGCUGAGAGAUCGUGGAAGGUGAAAUCACCCGCGCAUAGGGAAAUGAGAACGGAUAAGGUAACAAGUCUUUGACACUCUAAAUGCCCACAUACACACAUAUGAAACUCCCCAAACGGGACAGCAUAGUUUUCAUCUUAUUAGAAUCACACAUGACCUACACACUUGCGUUGCGCACUGUCGUACUUGGUCUCACAAACAACAACUAUCAACAGAACAUCAUACAUAAUCCAUGUAAUCAGCAUUUGCAAAUAACUUAAGAGAUGCGAAUUCGCUUCACGUAAAUCCCUGCCAUUCGCAUCCCUUAUCAUCUUGAGGAGUAAUGCUGAUACUGCGGACAUCACCCCACGGCAAAUCAGUGUCUUUCCCAGUUAAGUAAGCCUGAUGCACUUUAAUCUACCACGGCGUGCUGAGACUUGGCGUAGAAACUUGCCAUGUGACGGGGUGAUUUCGUCCUACUGUGGAAUGAGGGUCGACCUGUAAUGACCCAUUCUUCGUAUGGUUUCAUGACAUCCCCGCCUAUACGAGGUCCGGAUCACCCUCACAGUAGACCGGUACACGCCACAGGAGCCACAGGUCGUGUAUGGCACGCGUACACGAAUCUUUGGCUUUGUCCGUCGCUGCAUUCUAGCGUACUUUAGGUUGACUUGACAUUGCUUUGCCAUCUGGACCAGGUAGGUGAGAUAAGAGUGCUGGGUCUCACUAUAGAUCAGAUCUGACGUUAUUCACACUUGAUGCCUCCACUCCGUGGGGCAGGCAGUCUGGAACACAUCUGCCAGUCCAUGGCUGUUUAGAUCGGCAAAUAUCUCUUGCUGUGAUUUGAAGAAGAUGCCGCCUCGAAGUGCAAGGUGACUGAAAUUCUGAAUCAAGGACAUUCACUGGCGUCAAUGUGCAAACGCAGCAGACAUUGAUCGUCAGAAGUAGGGUCAUAAAUCUCCCAGACUUGGGGAGUAAUGGUUAAACUCGAGGUUUCUGUCAACGCAUACGUUAGUGGCUAGGGAGCACAGAAGUUGAGGUGUAUGGGUGGUCGUGUGACUAUUGAUGGACUUUCAUGUCCUGACAUCGGUUCGAACUGCCGGUCAGGAAGUGCUGCGCAAGUGGAGCAUAGGUUUUAUUCGUUGAAAUAGUAGGAGUGGGUAAUUGUACUUGAUGACUUGGGUCUACCGUGGAGUUUACAAUAAACAUCCUUCACCAGCACGUUAUUGUCGGAUAACUGAAUUUACUGUCGAAGCUCUCCCAAUGUCGGGCUAAUCGUAGUGAUAUACGACAGUCCUGAUCGCAGUAUAAUACGGGCCGUAGAAAUCAGGAAAUGUGUGCUGGGAGUUAAGGCGAAAAUUUAGAUCAACCAUGCGUUUGAUCUCCUAAAAACUGUUUCAAUGUUGCUGCAUUAGUUUCGGAUCUGAUUCUUGGACAACCAACCCUUCCGUGCAUAUCCUGCAGCGAUGGGCGGAGCAUUUCCGAGGCGUCCUCAACCGCCCCUCCAUCAUCUCCGACGCCGCCAUCAAGCGUUUGCCGCAAGUGGAGACCAACAUGGACCUCGACCUCCCACCAUCUCUCCAGGAAACGAUCAGGGCCGUGCAGCAGCUCUCCAGCGGGAAAGCACCCGGAUCGGACGCAAUCCCUGCUGAGGUCUACAAGCACGGAGGUCCCCUACUGAUGGAUCACCUGACUGCGCUCAUCCAAGAGAUGUGGCUUCAAGGUGAAGUCCCGCAAGAUUUCAAAGACGCAACCAUCGUGCAUCUCUAA
Spirometra erinaceieuropaei is the source of this 7198-nucleotide messenger RNA. The record is from the annotation of a GenBank genome assembly. Lineage: Eukaryota; Metazoa; Platyhelminthes; Cestoda; Diphyllobothriidea; Diphyllobothriidae.